AUGCACUUCACAGCGCCCCUCAUCACCCUCCUAACCUUCCUCUCCGCCACAACCAUAGCCGCCCCGGCGGCCUCUCCACUCUCCAGCCGCGCAAAGGCCACCACAGGCGCUGAUCUCAAAUCCAAAAUCCUCAAUGAAGCCAAACAAAUGCGCCAACCAAACACUCAACUCGAAUUCUUAUCUUCCCUACCAACUUCAAUCUACGAUCAACUUCUCGAACUCGAAUCCCGCGCUGGUGGCGGCGACGGCCAGCCGUUUUACCCAGAAGUCGCAAAGCACGUACAACAAGCAUAUGGACAACUAAAAGCUGGUCAAACACCUACAUUCCCCUCCGAAGAAGAACUUCCUGGCCAUACAGCCGUCAUUCUAAACCUAGAUUUCGCACGUGGGAAAGCUACAAAACCCUCAGAGACUCCAGAAGCAUCUAAGGGAAAAGAAACCGAAACUGCCGUCCCCGCCACGCUGACCAAACGAAAGGCAAAGCUUACAGGCGCACAACUCAGGGCUACUUUCAUGGGACAAGUGGCAAAGAAUAAUUAUGCCCCCUCGCAAGUACAGUUUUAUAAUAGUAUCCCACAAGGGGUAUGGGAUAAACUUGCGGACUUGAGUUGUAGGACUGUGAAACCGAAUGGACAGUAUGAUUCUAGGGUGGCGGCACAGCAGCAGAGGGCUUGGGGACAGAUAUUUAGGAAUCAAAUUCCUACGUUUUAUUAG
This is a messenger RNA of Orbilia oligospora ATCC 24927, 714 nucleotides long. RefSeq lists its product as uncharacterized. NCBI's taxonomy places the organism in Eukaryota, Fungi, Ascomycota, Orbiliomycetes, Orbiliales, Orbiliaceae. The transcript has a single exon. The record is from RefSeq and is a predicted model, not a curated record. The coding region runs from base 1 to 714 and encodes 237 amino acids.